Pedinophyceae sp. YPF-701 is the source of this 1089-nucleotide messenger RNA. NCBI's taxonomy places the organism in Eukaryota, Viridiplantae, Chlorophyta, Pedinophyceae. The record is from the annotation of a GenBank genome assembly.
AUGGGCCUCAACGUCCGCCCGGCCGCGGGGAGCGUCGCCGGCGGCCUCCGCCUGGGUGCGCGUGCAGGCGGGCGCGUCUCCGCGCGCGUCACGCCCCGCGCCCCCGCGCGCCUCGUCGCGAAGGCUUCCUCGCCGGUGGCCACGCCCGCCACCGGCGGCCCGGGCGGCCCCACCGACGGGUCCGGCGGUGACGGGGGCGGAGGGGGCGGCGGCGGCAGCGACGGCAACAACGCGAAGCUCAUGGCGAUCCUCGCAGCCGCCGGCAAGACCCUCGCGGACCUUCCCGCGGAGAUCGCGGCCGCCGUCGAGAAGGGCAAGAUCAGCGUCGAGCUCCUCGAGCGCUACCUCGCCCUGGAGGCCAACUGGCUGUACAAGCCCUUCAUGAAACUGGGCGCCGGGCUGCGCGGGCGGCUGCUGAUGGACCCGGGCUUCCUGCUCAAGCUCGGCAUCGAGGUCGGCGUCGGCAUCGGCACGAAGACCGCCGCGGAGGUUGCGAAGCGCGGCGACAACUUCUCGAACGAGCUGGACUUUUACUUUGCCAACCUGGUGAUGGCGCUCAUCGCCGACUACAUGCUCGUGUACCUCCCGGCGCCCAUGUUCCGCGGCGUCGCGGGCCCGCAGAAGGCCGGCCUCAUGGCCAAGCUCCAGAAGGCCUUCGCCGACUGCCCAGGCAACAUGUUCCAAAAGGUCCCCGCGGGCCAGGAGCCGUGGACGCUGACGCAGCGCCUCGGCGCGCCGCUGCGGAACGGCAUCCAGCUCGUCGGUGUCGGGUUCAUGUCGUCGAUGAUCGGCGUGGCGCUCACCAACUGCCUCCUGUACAUCAAGAAGGCUAUGGACCCGACGUUCGUGUCGAACCCGCCGCAAAACGUGGCGACGAUGGCCGUGAUCUACGGCCUGUACAUGGGGUCGUCGUCGAACCUGCGGUACCAGACGCUCGCGGGCCUGCUCGAGGAGCGCGGCGUGGAGGUUGUGUUCAAGAACAUGCCGGCCGUGCGCGCGGCGCUGACGUUCGCGCUGCGGACGGGCAACACCUUCCUCGGCAGCCUCCUCUGGGUCGACUUCCUGCGCCUGUGCGGGCAGCAGAAGUGA